AUGUCGUCCGUCCCGUCGCCCUCCUACCGUCAUCUCCAUUACCCCUCUCCUCCAAUCACCCUCGCGAUUUUCCCAUCGCAAAUCUCUCUCUCGCCGCUCCCUUUCCUGAACCAAUCGCCUUCUCCUCUCCCUUCUCGUCGCUCUCUCUCUCGCCGCCCCCUUUCCGUUGCAAUCGCCCUCUCCUAUCCCUUCCCGUCGCUCUAUCUCUCUCCCCUCCCUUCCCGUCGCUCUAUCUCUCUCCCCUCCCUUCCCGUCGCUCUAUCUCUCUCCCCUCCCUUUCCGUCGCUCUAUCUCUCUCCCCUCCCUUUCCGUCGCUCUAUCUCUCUCCCCUCCCUUUCCGUCGCUCUAUCUCUCUCCCCUCCCUUUCCGUCGCUCUAUCUCUCUCCCCUCCCAUCCCGUCGCUCUAUCUCUCUCCCCUCCCUUCCCGUCGCUCUAUCUCUCUCCCCUCCCUUUCCGUCGCUCUAUCUCUCUCCCCUCCCAUUCCGUCGCUCUAUCUCUCUCCCCUCCCUUCCCGUCGCUCUAUCUCUCUCCCCUCCCUUGCCGUCGCUCUUGCUCUCUCCCCUCCCUUCUCGUAGCCUAAGAUGCAGCCGUCGCAAAUUCCUCUCCCACCCACCAUCACCCACCCCAUCGCCUUCCCGCUCGCCACGAAACGCCUUCUCGUCCCCCGCCCACUUUCUCCUCCCAUCGCCUGCCUGGUCGCCUUCGCGCUCGCACUCAAACGCUCUCCCCGCGCCCUUCCUCUCUCCCUUCCCAUCACCGACCUCGUCGCCCUCGUGCUCGUCCCGAAAUGCCUUCCCAUCGCCUUUCGUCUCUUCUCCCCAAUCAUUAAUCUCUGAAACGCUCUCCAUCGUCGGCCAAUCCGCCCUUCGCUCUUGCUUUGCAAUGCCCUCUCCACGCCCUUCCUCCCUCCCUUCACAAUCUGUCUUCCCUCCCCGCAUCCCGUCGUUCCUCUCUACCCUCCCAUCCCGUCGUUCCUCCGCUCUACCCUCCCAUCCCGUCUUUCUUCCUCUCUCCCCUCCCAUCCCGUCGUUCCUCCUCUCUUCCUUCCUAUCCCGUCGUUUUUCCCUUCUCCCCUCCCAUCCCGUCGUUCCCCCUCUCUCCCCUCCUCUCCUGUCAGCCCCCUUGUCCCCAGUCCCUUCUCUUCGCCGUCGACCAAUCAACCUGUUCGCGCAGGAUUUUGCGAGUUUUUGCCUGUGCGCGCUGGAUUUUGCCUGUGUGUGCGCUGUUUUUCGCAUAUGGGAAUUCUUGUGA
Molecule: messenger RNA, 1251 nt
Organism: Closterium sp. NIES-65
Lineage: Eukaryota; Viridiplantae; Streptophyta; Zygnematophyceae; Desmidiales; Closteriaceae
Source: the annotation of a GenBank genome assembly